Molecule: messenger RNA, 1185 nt
Organism: Trametes versicolor FP-101664 SS1
Lineage: Eukaryota; Fungi; Basidiomycota; Agaricomycetes; Polyporales; Polyporaceae
Exons: 8
Coding region: 1-1185 (394 amino acids)
Biological process (GO): glucan catabolic process
Molecular function (GO): hydrolase activity, hydrolyzing O-glycosyl compounds
Source: RefSeq, a predicted model, not a curated record
AUGCGCGCCGCACUCGCGCUCCUGGCCGCCACUACGCCCGCAUUCGCCGCGUUCAACCUCGUCAAGGACUUCUCCGGGACGAACUUCUUCAAUGGUUGGGACUUCUUCGACGGGUUCGACAAUACGACAAACGGCGACGUGAACUUCGUCAGCCAGGCGAACGCAACCGCCUCGCAACUCGCAUUCGUGAACGCCGCUGGACACGCCAUCGUGAAGGUCGACAACACCUCCUUCGUGCCGUUCAACUUCAAGCGUAACUCGGUCAAGAUCAUCUCGCACGACUUCUUCCCCAUCGGCAGUAUUUUCCUCUUCGACGCGCUGCACCUGCCCUUCGGUUGCUCCGUAUGGCCGUCCUUCUGGACUAUGGGUCAGAACUGGCCUGCGGGUGGCGAAAUCGACAUCCUCGAAGGCGUGAACAAGAUGACCAUCGACCAAAUGACUCUGCAUGCCAUCGGCGGGUGCUCCCAGGCAGCGGGCGUUACGCAGCUCGGCAAGACUGUCGGCACGGAUUGCUCUGCAGGCCAGAAUUCGAGCCAGGGCUGCACCGUGCAGGAAACCCAGGCGAACAGCUACGGCGAGGGCUUCAACGACAACGGCGGGGGCGUCUGGGGCGCGCAGUUCGACGAAUCCGGCGUCUUCAUCUGGUUCUGGGGUAGGAACAGCAUCCCCGCAGACGUCUCGAGCGGCGGGAACACGGUCGACCCGAGCACCUGGGGCACGCCCUCCGCCGCGUGGCCGUCCUCGUCCUGCAACAUCAGCGAGUUCUUCAAGCCCCAGCAGAUGGUCAUCGACAUCACCCUCUGCGGAGACUUCGCCGGCCAGCCGAACAUCUACCAGCAGACCUGCGGAGGCCCGCUCGGCAACAGCUCCGUCUCCAUCUGCUACAUCGACAACGUCAUCAACAACGGCACCGCGUACGACGACGCCUACUUCGAGAUCAACUACGUCAAGGUCUUCUCCAACACCGCCGCGCUCACGCCCACCGUCUUGGGCGGCACGACCGUCCUCGCGUCCGACACCGCCGGGGUCUCCGCGACCGGGUCCGCGUCGGGCAGCGCCGCCUCGGCCUCAGGCUCCGCGGGCUCGGGCUCCGGGUCGAACGCGGCGGCCGUCGCUGGGGUGCGCGCGGGGCUCGCGAUGUGGGGCGCGACGGUGUGUGCGGCGUUCGUGUGGGCGCUUUUGUGA